UGUCCAUCCAGAAAUCCCUACUGACUCAAUAUAUCCUCAUCUCGUUAAUUUGUCCCUUUCUAUAUAUAUUAUAUGCUGUUUUCAUCUAUACAUAUAAUAUUGGUAAGAUAGAAAAUGUACAACGCAGUUCGAUCAAUUAGGAUACUACCACCAACGGCAGCUGUUUUCUCUUCAAAGUUGCCAAAUAACAUCAGCAGGAUAAUUUGUGGAGUCAGAUUUGCACAAGCCAUGUCAGGGCCUAAUCAACCUCAGAGCACUGAGAAAAUAGACCAGUCUCAGGAAUCGAAAAAUCAAAGAGGGGAAACGAUUGCUUCAUUUGGUGAAGGAUAUGCAACGAGGUCUGAUGAAGAAGGAUUUGGAGGAAUCUAUGGAGGGAACCAGUCUAUUUCAAAGGAGGACGAUGAAAAAUUUGUUCAUGGAAAUGCCCCGGAAUACGACAAAUCUCAAGGGAGUGAAGUGAAGGAGAAGGAAAGAGCUCGAAACCAGAACAAAGUUGAAUCGUAAAGCUAAGGGACCAUUUCUGUUUAAUUGAAGGCCAAAAUUACAUUAAUUUCCUUUUAUUCUUUUUUUCCCUUUAACCAGAAUGAUGGGCAUUUUUAGGGUAAAGUUUAAUUUCUUAUAGUAAUAAAAAGAUUGUAAUGAAUAAGAGGAUUUUAGACGUCUAAUUUCCACUUUCACUUGGUCCUGAGGGGACACAUUCAUUUGUACCGUUUUAUUUAUUUAUUUAUUAUUUUAAAUUCUUU
Molecule: messenger RNA, 743 nt
Organism: Olea europaea var. sylvestris
Lineage: Eukaryota; Viridiplantae; Streptophyta; Magnoliopsida; Lamiales; Oleaceae
Exons: 3
Coding region: 115-504 (129 amino acids)
Source: RefSeq, a predicted model, not a curated record